AUGGCAGCAACCCAAGUCACUGGAAAAUGGACCAAGGUCCUCGACGCAGAGCUUCUCCAACGGUCAUCCCAAGUACUCGCCGUGGUUGAUAACGUGGCCCACGUUUUUGGAGGAGAGCUACGACCCCGCGAACCCCGCGAUAAUGACGUCCAUACAAUCGCCCUGAAUGGCACGAGCUCAACAUCAACUAUCGCCAAACCAGCAACAUCAGAGAUCCCCUCCCCGCGGGUAGGAUCCGCCUGCACAACCCUCAGCAAGAAGAUCUACCUCUUCUCCGGCCGCGGCGGCGCCGCCAUGGCCCCCAUCGACGAAGCCGGCGCAGUCUGGGAAUUCGACCCCCAGACAUCAGCCUGGACGCUCAUCCAACCCACAUCAGCAAUCCACCCCCCACCGCGCAGCUACCACUGCAUGACCAGCGACGGCACCGACACGCUCUACCUGCACGCAGGCUGCCCGGAAAGCGGCCGUCUCUCCGACCUCUGGGCCUUCCGUCUCUCCACCCGGGAAUGGACUCCGCUGGCGUCCGCGCCGGACCCCCCGCGCGGAGGUACCUCGAUUGCUUUUGCCGACGGCGCGCUGUACAGGAUGAAUGGAUUCGACGGGAAGACGGAGCAAGGCGGCAGCGUGGACGUGUACGCUCCAGAAGCGAACGCCUGGUCGUCUUAUCGGUUUGUGGCGGAUGGGGUGAGUGGGCCUGAGGCGCGGAGCGUCAGCGCGCUGCUUUCUGUGCGGGUUCGGGGUCGGGUGGCGUUGGUGACGCUGUUUGGGGAGAGGGACCCUAGUGCUUUGGGCCAUCAGGGGGCGGGGAAGAUGCUGGAUGAUGUGUGGGUGUUUGAUGUGGAGGAGCGCUCUUGGAGGAGGGUAGAUGCGCAGGGUAGUGAGACGCCGUGUGCUCGUGGGUGGUUUGCUKAUGUGUACGGUGAGAAUGCGAUUGUCGUGCAGGGAGGGUUGGAUGAGUCGAAUGGGCGGUUGGGGGAUGUUUGGAUUCUCUCGUUCUAG
Messenger RNA from Aspergillus pseudoviridinutans, 999 nucleotides. RefSeq names its product Kelch repeat protein. Bases 1 to 999 code for a protein of 332 amino acids. The record is from RefSeq and is a predicted model, not a curated record. Gene Ontology annotation, molecular function: protein binding. The transcript is spliced from 2 exons. NCBI's taxonomy places the organism in Eukaryota, Fungi, Ascomycota, Eurotiomycetes, Eurotiales, Aspergillaceae.